Molecule: messenger RNA, 1413 nt
Organism: Dromiciops gliroides (monito del monte)
Lineage: Eukaryota; Metazoa; Chordata; Mammalia; Microbiotheria; Microbiotheriidae
Gene: SUN5
Product: Sad1 and UNC84 domain containing 5
Exons: 15
Coding region: 1-1413 (470 amino acids)
Biological process (GO): nuclear envelope organization
Cellular component (GO): meiotic nuclear membrane microtubule tethering complex; nuclear envelope
Molecular function (GO): protein-membrane adaptor activity
Source: RefSeq, a predicted model, not a curated record
AUGCGUCGGAGUCAAAGGGGACAUUCAAUCGACUGUUCCAACAGUCCAGAGAAUGAGAGUGACAGAGAGCAAACCCCAAUUUCAUUGACCAGAUCCAGAAGGCUAUCCCGACACCGAACUCCCACAUUAUCCGAUGAAGGAAGCUUGAAUGAGAGUCCUGAAGACUCUUACUUGGUCACCAGAACCAGUGAGCAGAGCAUCUGCGAAGAAGAUAUACCCCAAAUGGUCACCAGUGGCAUCCCUUUCUCUUACAGAAACUUCCUAAGAUGGCUGAUUAACUUCAUCUGCUUUACCUCCAUCCUGAAAAACACUGUUUGUAAAGCUCAGCUCUGCCCCAACUACAUUGGGUGGACCCAGACAGGGGCAACAAUACUCAAGAAUUUGCUCCAUAAACUGGUGGAAAAGCUGACCAUUCUGCUCUUCUGUGUGUUUGCCUUCUGGUUCAUCAUUAUCUUCUUGCCAACCAAGCUGGAUACAGGGCGAAUGAGCAUGAGGACUCCAGGUGAGGUCAAAAGCUCCAUUUCUUCACUCAAGGAACUAAGGUUUUACCAGGAGAAAGUGAGAAAACAUGCAGAAGAAAUCCAAGCCCUGUAUAGUCUCAUGAAACAACUUUCAGCCAAAGUCCAAGAAAUGAAAAUCAUGUCUAAUGAGGACCUAGUGGCACAGAACAUAAUGAAGAAGAUACAAGGAGACUAUAUUGAAAAGCCUGAUUUUGCCUUGAAAUCCAUUGGAGGGACCAUUGAUUUUGAACACACAUCUGCCACCUACAGUUGUGACAAAGCCAGAUCUUACUGGAGCUGGUUCCGACUGUGGAACUAUGCACAUCCACCCGAUGUCAUCCUGGAGCCCAACAUGACACCUGGCAACUGCUGGGCAUUUAGCGGAGACAGCGGGCAAGUCGUCAUCCGCCUGGCCAGGAAGAUCUUCCUCACCAAUAUUACAAUCCAGCACAUCCCCAAAACGAUUUCCCUGUCGGGCAACUUGGAUACAGCCCCCAAGGACUUUGUCGUAUACGGCAUCAACGAUAAAAGCAGAGAAGAGACAUUCCUGGGGGCUUUUUUGUUUCAGCCUGAAAACUCCAUUCAGAUGUUUCCGCUCAAGAACACGCUCUCCAAACCCUUCAACUGCAUGAAACUGAAGAUAUUGACCAAUUGGGGAAACCCCCACUUCACCUGCAUCUACCGAGUUCGAGCUCAUGGCACAAUGAAUCAGCCAGUGACUGCUCCAGCUGACUCCAUCAAGCUGGCAGAACCACUUCAUAAUCAGUCCCAAGGUGUAAAAGGUCAGGGAGGGAGGAGGUCAGCGUGUGCCUAUUCCUUUGCUACUGACACCAAGGCCAACAAGUUCCUCACCAUUGAUGCUGGGGACAAAAAGAUCUGCCAGGAGUUUGCUGAUCAGGAGAUUGAGACAUGA